UUCUCCGUGUAUGGGAAAACCCCAAUUGAUGUAGAUAUGCACUCACUGAUCGAGAGAAAAAAUCCCACCACACGGAAAGGUUCUCAACCCUGAAGUAGUCCGCUCACCCCAAAAAAUCUCGUUUGAUCACUCACUCGCGAACAAAUCUCAGUCGGUUCACACUCUCUUCACCUUUUUUUUCUGCUCAGCCGGCUUUCGGCUACUUCGCUCUCCUUCUCCGAAAGAGAUUAUCGCUCCUUACUAAUUCGGUUUUUCUUACUUCUUUUUGCACUCAGACGUUGACCCCGACCUUGGGUUCAACAAGGUUCAAUUUUGUCACACGCCACACUUUUUGCACAAAUUUGCCGCCAAGCUUUUUCACUUCUCCUCACCACUGAUUUAUUUCGCCCCCCUUUCUCGGUAAGUAAGGGUUGAAGAGGCAAACGACGAAAACCACACUCGAUUGAACACCGGAUGGCCUCUUUAAUGUUCAGGCAAAACCUACCACCGCUUAACUUGAGCGUGGACCACCUCAGAACCCCUUCCCCAAUGCAGGGUAGAAGGGGCCCUCGAAAACUAUUUUCGCGCGCGAAGAAAUGCCGGUGUGAACAGGUAAGUAUGACCUGGGUACACUCACAAAAGUUUAACCCGGUGAAACACGAUGUAGUACACAAACUACUUAUUAAAGUACCAUCCACUUGUACGCUAGUGGAUUUCAAAAUUUAACGCACAAAAUGACACGGACGAACGAUUUAAAACGCACAGAAAAACAGUAAAAAUCGACCAGCGAUUAAAAGAACGUCUGCACACAAGCGCUGCUUGAUGCUAUGAAUAUAUAGAAAGCUGUGUUCAAAUCAACUACAUGAUUAUUUCUUUAUGAUAACAGUAAAAUUGGUAACAAUAAUGGCAUAUUCGUUAAAAAUACUAUGGGUUCUUUGGAAAUGCAUUAGUAACACUGACUACUAUAUGUUGUUAAAAGAACUGCCGCUUUAUGCUGUCUAAAUACUGUUUGUGCGGUAGUAUUUACCAUGCAUAUUACUGGCGUCAAGUUUUAUUUUUCUUUCCAUUUCUCAUUUUACUAUGUUUAUGGUCGAAUCAAGGGUCGAAUGAAACAUGUUAUACCGACAAAUUUCAGCAGACUACAUUUUGCAUUAGAAUUUACCGCAAAUAUAGUUUUUCAGUGUAGUAGAGAACUUGACGUAGCGCCAUUUUGUGAAAAUCAAACUGCAAUCGAGAUCCGCCAGUCGCGCGUGCUUUGUUUUGGUUUACAUUUUUAUUUCUAAAUUAAAAUGAGUUUCUUGCAAAAAGUCGAAAAAAUUGAUGUAAUUGUCGACGAUACACUCGCCGAUCCAGAAAACAUUUCAGAGGAGGACCGUAAUCCGGAUUUGGAGACGUUGAUUGUUGAAUGGAAUUUGAGUCUGGCUAUUUAUGCAAUUCUUAUUCAACAUGGAUACUCAGUCCAAUAUGUUAAACAAAUGGACGACAGGUCAUUGGAUGAUGUGUUUUCGGUGGCCAAAUGGACGGGGCACAAAUUUGCGCUGCGGCAAAAGUUAGUUUUGUGGCCAGAGAGUGUUCUGUACCAGUCGGCCGGUACAUCGAGGGCAUGCCAAAAUGUAUCCGCAGUAGCAACAGUUCCUUUCGGAUCAACUACAGUGGCAUUUCAUUCGAACCCAUUGAAGCACCGUUUGCUGCCAACCUCCGUAACAUCGGAGUUGAUGAAUGACAUUUUGCGCCGCAAUGAAAAAGGAAAAAUCGUGGCCAAAUACUUCGAGAUCCAUCACUGCCUCGAUGCCACCCACAGAAAAUACCUCGCUCAUACGGUCGUCGAUUAUUACAUCGCCAAUGAUCUGUACUUCUCGCUACCGGACAUGGCGAAAUUCGCUCAGUUGAUUGCUGAACGUUUUUCUAACGAACUACCCGUAAAACUCCUAAAAAUAUGAUUGCUAUUUGCAAAAUUACAUUUUUUUU
Molecule: messenger RNA, 1947 nt
Organism: Aedes aegypti (yellow fever mosquito)
Lineage: Eukaryota; Metazoa; Arthropoda; Insecta; Diptera; Culicidae
Exons: 3
Coding region: 1269-1919 (216 amino acids)
Source: RefSeq, a predicted model, not a curated record